GCACCGCAGCCCAGCAGCGAGUCGGGGAGCGCGUGCCCGGAGCGCGCCGAGCGGGCAGGGAGCAGACACAGUGGACCUUGGGUGAGUGAAUUCUGCACGACCUGCCGGACAUGAUGAACGGCCAUGCCUCUCCUCCUCCUGACGCCCUGGCUGCCAGCAGCACUGCGCUGACUGGCCCCAAGACCAUGAAGGCCAUGGCGGGAACCAGCACACCCUCCAGGCCCCGGCCCCAGCCCCAGGCAGCCCUAUCGGCCCAGUCCAAGAGCAUCGCCGGGGUGUACGUGGAGGCCUCUAGCCAGGCCCAGAGUCUCUAUGCCACCAUGAAGCAGGGCCUCCUGUCCGAGGAGCUCGGGUUGGCUCUGCUGGAGGCCCAGGCGGCCACUGGGGGCCUUGUGGACCCCACACAGAGCCAGGUACUCUCUGUGUCUGAGGCGGUGCAGCAGGGCCUGGUUGGCCUGGAGCUGAAGGGAAAGCUGCUGGCUGCUGAGCGCGCGGUCACUGGGUACCCCGACCCCUACGGUGGCGGGAGGCUGUCCCUCUUCCAGGCCAUCAGGAAGGAGGUGGUAGAUAGAGCACAGGGCUGGAGAUGGCUGGAGGCCCAGCUGGCCACCGGGGGCCUGGCCGAUCCCAUCCGGGGAGUGCGAGUGGCCCCAGAGCUGGCGUGCCAGCAGGGCCUCCUGGACCAGGAGACGUGGCACGUGCUGCUGGAGUGCAAGCCCGGCUCCGGUGCCCCUGGCUUCCAGGACCCUAACACGCUGGAGUGGCUGUCCUACCGCGAGCUGCUGGGCAGGUGUGUGAGAGCCCCCACUACAGGGCUGGCCCUGCUGCCCCUCAAGAUCACUUUCCACACCCUGAGUGGGGCAGUGAGCUUGGCAGAGCUGCUGGAGGUGGGGAUCCUUGAUGAAGAGACUGCCCGGGGCCUUCAGGAGGGCAAGCUGGCCGUGCCAGACGUGAGCGCACGGGCAGACGUGAAGCACUACCUGCAGGGCACCGGCGGUAUAGCAGGGGUCGUCCAGCUGCCCGCCGGCCACAAGAAGAGCAUCUUCCAGGCCAUCACCGAGCACCUGCUCCCGAUGGGCACGGGGCUUCUGCUCCUGGAGGCUCAGGCCGCCACCUGCACGCUGGUGGACCCAGCCACCGGCCAGUGGCUAAGUGUGGAUGAGGCGGUCAGGUCAGGCCUGCUCGGCCCAGAGCUCCACAGGAAGCUCCUGGUGGCAGAGCAGGCGGUGACGGGGUACCAUGACCCCUUCAGCGGCACACAAGUCCCCCUCUUCCAGGCCAUGAAGAAGGAGCUGGUGGACAGGACCCUGGCAUUGCGGCUCCUGGAUGCGCAGCUGGCCACAGGCGGGCUCGUGUGUCCAGCCCGCAGGCUCCGGCUGCCCCUGGAGGCCGCCCUGCGCCUUGGAUGCCUGGACGAAGAGACUCAGCAGUGUCUGUCCCAGGCCGCUGGCUUCUCGGAUCCCAGCACACAGGAGAGCCUUGGCUACGGGCAGCUGCUGGCCCGCUGCGUCACUGACCCAGAGACAGGGCUGGCCUUCCUACCUCUCUCCCACGGGCCCCCUGGAGACGAGCCACAAGGAUCCCCGUUCAUUGACCACAGCACCCGGCAGGCCUUAAGUGAGGCCACGGCCACCGUCUCCGUGGGCAAGUUCCAGGGCCGGCCCGUGUCACUCUGGGAGCUGCUCUUCUCUGGGCCCGUCCCCGCGGAGCAGAGGGCAGCACUGGCUCAGCAGUACAGGGACAGCGCCAUCUCGGUGGAGGAAAUGGCAGCAGUGCUGACGGCCGCCCUGGAGCAGGCUGCCGCCGUGGCCAGGACCACCUUUGCUGGGCUGAGAGUGCCCGUGACACCAGAUGAGCUGUUGAAAGCCGAGAUCAUUGAGCAGGAUGUGUACGAGCGGCUGAAGCAAGGGCAAACCACAGCCCAGGAGGUGGGCAGGCUGGCCUCGGUCCAGAAGUACCUGCGGGGCACUGGCUGCAUCGCUGGCGUGCUGGUGCCUGGCUCCCAGGAGCGGCUCAGUAUCUACGAGGCUCGUGAGAAGGGACUUCUCAGGCCGGGCACGGCUCUCAUCCUCCUGGAGGCGCAGGCGGCCACAGGCUUCAUCCUUAACCCAAAGGAAAACAAGAGCUCUUCCGUGGAGGCGGCCCUGAGGGCUGGCCUCAUUGGGCCGGACGUGUUUGCAAAGCUGCUGUCGGCCGAGCGCGCCGUCACCGGCUACACCGACCCCUACACCGGCGAGCAGAUCUCGCUCUUCCAGGCCAUGCAGAAGGAGCUCAUCGUGCGCGACCACGGCAUCCGCCUGCUGGAGGCCCAGGUCGCCACGGGCGGCAUCAUCGACCCGGUGCACAGCCACCGGCUGCCCGUGGACGUGGCCUACCAGCGCGGCUACUUCGACGAGGAGAUGAACCGCGUGCUGGCCGACCCGAGCGACGACACCAAGGGCUUCUUCGACCCCAACACGCACGAGAACCUCACGUACCUGCAGCUGCUGGAGCGCUGUGUGCUCGACCCCGACACGGGGCUCUACAUGCUGCCCCUCGGGAAUGCGCAGACCCAGCUUGUGGAUGGUGCCACCCAGCAGGCCUUCCAGAGCCUGCUGCUGUCGGUGAAGUACGGGCGGUUCCGGGGGCAGACGGUUUCUGCGUGGGAGCUGAUCAACUCCGAGUGCUUCAGCGAGGACCAGAGGAGGCGGGUCCUGCAGGACUACCGGCGGCACAGGGUCUCCCUGGAGCAAGUGGCGCAGCUGCUGGAGAGAGAGAUAGGGAGGGGGCUGGACGUCACGCUGCCCACGCUGAGGGGCCGCGUCCCUGCCCACCGGCUCCUGGAGGCCCGUAUCAUUGACCAGGAGCUCCUGGACCGGGUGCUGGAGGGGGUGGUGAGCCCCGAGGCUGUCCUCCACAUGGACCACGUCCAGAGGUACCUGCGUGGCUCCGGUGCUGUGGGCGGCGUGCUGCUGCGACCCUCCGGCCAGCGGCUCAGCCUCUACGAGGCCAUGAAGCAGAAGCUGCUGGGGCCAGGUGUGGCCCUAGCCCUGCUGGAGGCUCAAGCAGCCACUGGAGGCAUCAGUGAUCCCCAGGGUCUAGAGACCCUGUCGGUGGACGAGGCUGUGCGCAGGAGACUGGUGGGGCCAGAGCUGUACGGCAGGCUGAGGCAGGCUGAGGAUGCCGUCACUGGGGUCCACGACCCCUUCUCAGGGAAGUUGGUAUCCCUGUUCCAGGCCAUGAAGAAGGGCCUGGUCCCCCUAGAGCAGGCUGCCCGCCUCCUGGAUGCCCAGGUGGCCACGGGAGGGGUCAUUGACCCCACAGGCCACUACCACCUCCCCCUGCCUGUGGCCACCCAGCGUGGCUACAUCGACCAGGAGAUGGAGAUGGCCUUGUCCAGCUCCUCCGAGACCUUCCCCACGCCAGAUGGCCAGGGACACACCAGCUAUGCCCGGCUUCUGGAGCAGUGUCUGAGGGACGAGGCUUCUGGCCUUUCCUUCCUGCCCCUGCCAGAAAAUGCUCCUGCUGUCCCCACUGACGAGCAGGUCCAGGAGACCCUGCAGGGGGCUGAGGACGGCAUGUCCCUCUGGGAGCUACUGGGCUCUUGCCACUUCACCGAUGAGCAGCGCAAGAGCUUCUUGGAGGACUUGCGGGUGGGGAAGACCACCGUGCAGCAGCUUCACGGAGCGGUGCAGAAGCGGGUGCAGGAGGCAGAGCUCCUGGCACGGGCUCGUGUCACGGUGCCCGGCCCGAGGGGUGAGGUUCCUGCCGUCUGGCUGCUGGAUGCGGGCAUCAUCACCCAGGAGACCCUGACGGCCCUCGCUCAGGGCACGCAGUCACCUGCCGAGGUCGCUGAGCAGCCCACCGUGAAGCGGCACCUGUGGGGUACGGGCUGUGUAGCUGGCGUGCUGUUGCGGCCGUCAGGGAUCAAGGUCAGCAUCAGCCAGGCCGUGAGGGACGGCCUCUUGCCUGAGGGCCUGGGGCAAAGGCUGCUGGAGGCCCAAGUGGCAUCUGGCUCGCUCAUCGACCCGCUGACCAACCAGAGACUGUCGGUGGAAGGUGCCGUCCAGGCCGGCCUGGUGGCUGGGGCACUGAGUGAGCAGCUCCGGCAAGCUGAGAAGGCCAUGGCCGGGUACACCGACCCCUACUCCGGAGGCUGCCUUGCCCUGUGGCAGGCCAUGGAGAAGGGGCUGGUGCCCCGAGGCGAGGGCCUCCGCCUCCUACAGGUGCAGCUGGCCACGGGGGGCGCGGUGGACCCUGGCCACGGGGUGCACCUGCCCGAGGCGGUGGCCUGCAGGCUUGGUCUGCUGGACAAGCAGGUGAGCCGGGUGCUGACCUCAACAGACGAGGACAGCAAGUUCUUCUUUGACCCCAGCACAAAGGACAAGGUGACAUACAGCCAGCUCAAGGAGCGCUGUGUCCUGGACGCUGACACCGGCCUAUGGCUGCUGCCGCUCGCCCAGGACAUGGUGCUGGAGGUGGAUGAACAUACACUGCUGGCUCUGAGGGCCAUGAAGGUGCCCGUCAGCACCGGGAGGUUCAAGGGUCUCAGCGUGUCGCUGUGGGACCUGCUGCACUCCGAGUACGUCGGCUCCAACAAGCGGCGAGAGCUGGUGGCCCUCUGCCAGUCCGGGAGGGCCACAGCCCUGCGGCAGGUGGCAACGGCAGUCACCGCCCUGGUUGUGGCUUCAGAGACACAGCCCUCGCAGGCCACCUUCAGAGGACUCCGGAAGCUGGUAUCAGCCAGCGACUUGUUCAGGUCCCGGCUGAUUGACAAGGAGACACUGGACGAGCUGAAUCAGGGGAAAAAGACGGUGCAGGAGGUGACAGAGAUGGGAAGCGUGAGGCGGUACCUGGAGGGAGGCAACUUCAUCGCUGGGGUCCUCGUCCAGGGCACGAAGGAGAAGAUGAGCAUCUCUGAGGCCCUGAGGAGGCACAUCCUGCGGCCUGGCACGGCCCUGGUGCUGCUCGAGGCGCAGGCGGCCACGGGCUUCCUCAUCGACCCCGUGCGCAACCAGAGGCUCACUGUGGAGGAGGCGUUCGCCGCAGGGAUGUUUGGCCAGGAAACCUACCGGAAGCUGCUGUCGGCCGAGCGCGCCGUCACGGGCUACACCGACCCCUACACCGGCGAGCAGAUCUCGCUCUUCCAGGCCAUGCAGAAGGAGCUCAUCGUGCGCGACCACGGCAUCCGCCUGCUGGAGGCCCAGGUCGCCACGGGCGGCAUCAUCGACCCGGUGCACAGCCACCGGCUGCCCGUGGACGUGGCCUACCAGCGCGGCUACUUCGACGAGGAGAUGAACCGCGUGCUGGCCGACCCGAGCGACGACACCAAGGGCUUCUUCGACCCCAACACGCACGAGAACCUCACGUACCUGCAGCUGCUGGAGCGCUGCGUGCUCGACCCCGACACGGGGCUCUACAUGUUACAAAUUGUAAAGAAGGGAGAAACCUACAUUUAUACUGAUGAAGCCACAAGGCAAGUUCUGCAGUCCCAAACCACGGAAAUGCACGUGGGGAGGUUUGCCCAUCAGAAGAUCUCCUUCUGGGACCUGCUGUCCUCUGAGUACUUCACCGAGGAGAGGAAACGAGAGCUCGUCCAGGAGGUCAGAGCCCAGAACGUUCCCCUGGAGCAGCUGUUGGAGAUCAUCACUGCUACCGUGGAAGAGACAGAGGAGCAGUACCGAGGCAUGAAGGUUGCAGCCAUUGGUGGAGAGGUGACAGCUGCAGAGUUGUUCAAUUCUGGAAUCAUUGAUAAAAGGACCCUGGAUGCCCUGUCCAGGGAGAAGUCUGGGGCGCAGGAUCUCAGCCGCAUGGCGCACGUCAGGACCUAUCUGGAAGGCCGUGGCUGCAUCGCGGGGGUCACCGUACCCUUGACCCAGGAGGUGAUGAGCUUGUACGAUGCCAGCAGGAAGGGACUCAUCCCCAUGGGGUUUGCAGUUCAGAUGCUGGAGGCCCAGGCAGCCACUGGCUUUGUGCUGGAUCCCUGUGGCCAGAGGAAGCUCUCUGUGCAACAGGCCGUGGCUGAGAGCCUGGUGGGAGAGGAGUGGCAGGCACAGCUUCUGGAGGCAGAGAAGGCCGCCCGAGGCUACACGGACCCAGCCACAGGCUACACCCUCUCGCUGUUCCAGGCCAUGCAGAGGAAGAUGGUCAGAAGAGAAGACGCACUGAGACUGCUCGAAGUGCAGAUGGCCACAGGGGGUGUCAUCGACCCACUGCACCACCACCGGCUCCCCCUGGACGUGGCCUACAGACGCGGCUGCCUGCACCAGGACACAUACCCACUCGUUUCAGAUCAGAGGCACAUGAGAAAAAGGUUUGUGGAUCCAAACAAUCAGGAGAGGGUGACAUACCAACAGCUACAGGAAAGGAGCCAGAAGGAAGCAGAGACGGGCUGGGCUCUGUUCAUGGUAACUGGGGACACCCAGCGCUCCAACUAUGACGAUGAGGCCACGAGGAGGGCCCUGGAGGCAGAGAAGGUCCAGGUCCAGGUGGGAAGGUACAAGGACCAGACGCUCUCAGUGUGGGAGAUGAUGAACUCUGAAUACGUGACCCACAAGAGGAAACUCGAGCUGGUGAGAGAAUACAAAGAGCAUGUGAACCAGGUACUGGAAGAAGCAGGAAACGUCAUUUUACAAAUAAUAGAGGAGCAAGAAAAAAGCAAGAAACAACUAUGGUUCCCAGGAAUCCGAAAGCAAAUCACGGCUGUAGAGCUGUUCAAGGCAGCCAUUGUCAGCAAAGAGCUGCUGGACAACCUGGCCCAGGGCACCAAGACCCCGCAGGAGGUGACCGAGAUGGACUCGGUCAAGCGCUACCUGCGCGGCACGAGCUGCAUCGCGGGCGUGCUGGUGCCCGCCAAGGACGAGCCCGGGCGGCAGGAGAAGAUGAGCGUCUACCAGGCCAUGUGGAAGGGCGUCCUGCGGCCCGGCACGGCCCUGGUGCUGCUCGAGGCGCAGGCGGCCACGGGCUUCCUCAUCGACCCCGUGCGCAACCAGAGGCUCACCGUGGAGGAGGCGGUGGCCGCGGGCCUGGUGGGCGGCGAGAUCCAGGACAAGCUGCUGUCGGCCGAGCGCGCCGUCACCGGCUACACCGACCCCUACACCGGCGAGCAGAUCUCGCUCUUCCAGGCCAUGCAGAAGGAGCUCAUCGUGCGCGACCACGGCAUCCGCCUGCUGGAGGCCCAGGUCGCCACGGGCGGCAUCAUCGACCCGGUGCACAGCCACCGGCUGCCCGUGGACGUGGCCUACCAGCGCGGCUACUUCGACGAGGAGAUGAACCGCGUGCUGGCCGACCCGAGCGACGACACCAAGGGCUUCUUCGACCCCAACACGCACGAGAACCUCACCUACGUGCAGCUGCUGCGCCGCUGCGUGCUCGACCCCGACACGGGGCUCUACAUGCUGCAGCUGGCCGGCGGGGGCUCCGCCGUGCACCAGCUGAGCGAGGAGCUGCGCGGCGCCCUGCGUGACGCCCGCGUGGCGCCGGGCCCGGGCGUCGCCCAGGGCCAGAGCGUCUCGGUCUGGGAGCUCCUCUUCUACCGGGAGGUGCCCGAGGGCGAGCGGCAGGACCUGCUGCGCAGGUACCGGGCGGGCUCGCUGACCGCGCACGAGGUGGGCGCCGCCCUCACCGCGCUGCUGGCCCGUCGCGACCCCGCGAGCCCGGGCGCGCGCCCCCCGGACCCCCGAGGGGCCCUGCGUGCCGCCACCAUGGAGGUCAAGCUGGGCCGCCUGCGGGGGCCGGCGGUGCCCGUGUGGGACGUGCUGGCGUCCAGCUACGUGAGCGGCGCCACGCGGGAGCAGCUGCUGGCCGGGUUCGGCUCGGGGACGCUGGGCUUGGCCGCGCUGACCCGCAGGCUGACCACCAUCAUCGAGGAGGUGGAGGCGGCCGGCGGGCCCGAGCGCGCCCCGGGCGACGCCGCCGGCGUCCAGCAGGAGCCGCGGCCGGCCGGGCCCGGCGGCGACGGCGGCAGGGGCGCGGGACCCUCCCCCGGCGAGGCCGCCACCGAGCCCGCCGCUGCUGCCGCCACCGAGCCCGCCGGCGGCCCCCAGGAGCAGGCCCUGCGUGCCGCCACCAUGGAGGUGCAGGCCGGGCCGCUGCGCGGGCAGCGGCCCUCCGUGUGGGACGUCCUCUUCUCCUCCUACCUGAGCCGGGCCCGGCGGGACGAGCUCCUGGCCCAGCACGCGGCCGGCGCCCUGGCGCUGCCGGGCCUGGUGGCCGUCCUCACCCGGGCGGUGGAGGAGGCGGAGGAGCGGCUGAGCAAGGUGACCUUCCGCGGCCUGCGGCGCCAGGUGUCGGCCUCCGAGCUGCGCUCGUCCGGGAUCCUGGGCCCCGAGACCCUGCGCGACCUGGCCCAGGGCACCAAGACCCCGCAGGAGGUGACCGAGAUGGACUCGGUCAAGCGCUACCUGCGCGGCACGAGCUGCAUCGCGGGCGUGCUGGUGCCCGCCAAGGACGAGCCCGGGCGGCAGGAGAAGAUGAGCGUCUACCAGGCCAUGUGGAAGGGCGUCCUGCGGCCCGGCACGGCCCUGGUGCUGCUCGAGGCGCAGGCGGCCACGGGCUUCCUCAUCGACCCCGUGCGCAACCAGAGGCUCACCGUGGAGGAGGCGGUGGCCGCGGGCCUGGUGGGCGGCGAGAUCCAGGACAAGCUGCUGUCGGCCGAGCGCGCCGUCACCGGCUACACCGACCCCUACACCGGCGAGCAGAUCUCGCUCUUCCAGGCCAUGCAGAAGGAGCUCAUCGUGCGCGACCACGGCAUCCGCCUGCUGGAGGCCCAGGUCGCCACGGGCGGCAUCAUCGACCCGGUGCACAGCCACCGGCUGCCCGUGGACGUGGCCUACCAGCGCGGCUACUUCGACGAGGAGAUGAACCGCGUGCUGGCCGACCCGAGCGACGACACCAAGGGCUUCUUCGACCCCAACACGCACGAGAACCUCACCUACGUGCAGCUGCUGCGCCGCUGCGUGCUCGACCCCGACACGGGGCUCUACAUGCUGCAGCUGGCCGGCGGGGGCUCCGCCGUGCACCAGCUGAGCGAGGAGCUGCGCGGCGCCCUGCGUGACGCCCGCGUGGCGCCGGGCCCGGGCGUCGCCCAGGGCCAGAGCGUCUCGGUCUGGGAGCUCCUCUUCUACCGGGAGGUGCCCGAGGGCGAGCGGCAGGACCUGCUGCGCAGGUACCGGGCGGGCUCGCUGACCGCGCACGAGGUGGGCGCCGCCCUCACCGCGCUGCUGGCCCGUCGCGACCCCGCGAGCCCGGGCGCGCGCCCCCCGGACCCCCGAGGGGCCCUGCGUGCCGCCACCAUGGAGGUCAAGCUGGGCCGCCUGCGGGGGCCGGCGGUGCCCGUGUGGGACGUGCUGGCGUCCAGCUACGUGAGCGGCGCCACGCGGGAGCAGCUGCUGGCCGGGUUCGGCUCGGGGACGCUGGGCUUGGCCGCGCUGACCCGCAGGCUGACCACCAUCAUCGAGGAGGUGGAGGCGGCCGGCGGGCCCGAGCGCGCCCCGGGCGACGCCGCCGGCGUCCAGCAGGAGCCGCGGCCGGCCGGGCCCGGCGGCGACGGCGGCAGGGGCGCGGGACCCUCCCCCGGCGAGGCCGCCACCGAGCCCGCCGGCGGCCCCCAGGAGCAGGCCCUGCGUGCCGCCACCAUGGAGGUGCAGGCCGGGCCGCUGCGCGGGCAGCGGCCCUCCGUGUGGGACGUCCUCUUCUCCUCCUACCUGAGCCGGGCCCGGCGGGACGAGCUCCUGGCCCAGCACGCGGCCGGCGCCCUGGCGCUGCCGGGCCUGGUGGCCGUCCUCACCCGGGCGGUGGAGGAGGCGGAGGAGCGGCUGAGCAAGGUGACCUUCCGCGGCCUGCGGCGCCAGGUGUCGGCCUCCGAGCUGCGCUCGUCCGGGAUCCUGGGCCCCGAGACCCUGCGCGACCUGGCCCAGGGCACCAAGACCCCGCAGGAGGUGACCGAGAUGGACUCGGUCAAGCGCUACCUGCGCGGCACGAGCUGCAUCGCGGGCGUGCUGGUGCCCGCCAAGGACGAGCCCGGGCGGCAGGAGAAGAUGAGCGUCUACCAGGCCAUGUGGAAGGGCGUCCUGCGGCCCGGCACGGCCCUGGUGCUGCUCGAGGCGCAGGCGGCCACGGGCUUCCUCAUCGACCCCGUGCGCAACCAGAGGCUCACCGUGGAGGAGGCGGUGGCCGCGGGCCUGGUGGGCGGCGAGAUCCAGGACAAGCUGCUGUCGGCCGAGCGCGCCGUCACCGGCUACACCGACCCCUACACCGGCGAGCAGAUCUCGCUCUUCCAGGCCAUGCAGAAGGAGCUCAUCGUGCGCGACCACGGCAUCCGCCUGCUGGAGGCCCAGGUCGCCACGGGCGGCAUCAUCGACCCGGUGCACAGCCACCGGCUGCCCGUGGACGUGGCCUACCAGCGCGGCUACUUCGACGAGGAGAUGAACCGCGUGCUGGCCGACCCGAGCGACGACACCAAGGGCUUCUUCGACCCCAACACGCACGAGAACCUCACCUACGUGCAGCUGCUGCGCCGCUGCGUGCUCGACCCCGACACGGGGCUCUACAUGCUGCAGCUGGCCGGCGGGGGCUCCGCCGUGCACCAGCUGAGCGAGGAGCUGCGCGGCGCCCUGCGUGACGCCCGCGUGGCGCCGGGCCCGGGCGUCGCCCAGGGCCAGAGCGUCUCGGUCUGGGAGCUCCUCUUCUACCGGGAGGUGCCCGAGGGCGAGCGGCAGGACCUGCUGCGCAGGUACCGGGCGGGCUCGCUGACCGCGCACGAGGUGGGCGCCGCCCUCACCGCGCUGCUGGCCCGUCGCGACCCCGCGAGCCCGGGCGCGCGCCCCCCGGACCCCCGAGGGGCCCUGCGUGCCGCCACCAUGGAGGUCAAGCUGGGCCGCCUGCGGGGGCCGGCGGUGCCCGUGUGGGACGUGCUGGCGUCCAGCUACGUGAGCGGCGCCACGCGGGAGCAGCUGCUGGCCGGGUUCGGCUCGGGGACGCUGGGCUUGGCCGCGCUGACCCGCAGGCUGACCACCAUCAUCGAGGAGGUGGAGGCGGCCGGCGGGCCCGAGCGCGCCCCGGGCGACGCCGCCGGCGUCCAGCAGGAGCCGCGGCCGGCCGGGCCCGGCGGCGACGGCGGCAGGGGCGCGGGACCCUCCCCCGGCGAGGCCGCCACCGAGCCCGCCGGCGGCCCCCAGGAGCAGGCCCUGCGUGCCGCCACCAUGGAGGUGCAGGCCGGGCCGCUGCGCGGGCAGCGGCCCUCCGUGUGGGACGUCCUCUUCUCCUCCUACCUGAGCCGGGCCCGGCGGGACGAGCUCCUGGCCCAGCACGCGGCCGGCGCCCUGGCGCUGCCGGGCCUGGUGGCCGUCCUCACCCGGGCGGUGGAGGAGGCGGAGGAGCGGCUGAGCAAGGUGACCUUCCGCGGCCUGCGGCGCCAGGUGUCGGCCUCCGAGCUGCGCUCGUCCGGGAUCCUGGGCCCCGAGACCCUGCGCGACCUGGCCCAGGGCACCAAGACCCCGCAGGAGGUGACCGAGAUGGACUCGGUCAAGCGCUACCUGCGCGGCACGAGCUGCAUCGCGGGCGUGCUGGUGCCCGCCAAGGACGAGCCCGGGCGGCAGGAGAAGAUGAGCGUCUACCAGGCCAUGUGGAAGGGCGUCCUGCGGCCCGGCACGGCCCUGGUGCUGCUCGAGGCGCAGGCGGCCACGGGCUUCCUCAUCGACCCCGUGCGCAACCAGAGGCUCACCGUGGAGGAGGCGGUGGCCGCGGGCCUGGUGGGCGGCGAGAUCCAGGACAAGCUGCUGUCGGCCGAGCGCGCCGUCACCGGCUACACCGACCCCUACACCGGCGAGCAGAUCUCGCUCUUCCAGGCCAUGCAGAAGGAGCUCAUCGUGCGCGACCACGGCAUCCGCCUGCUGGAGGCCCAGGUCGCCACGGGCGGCAUCAUCGACCCGGUGCACAGCCACCGGCUGCCCGUGGACGUGGCCUACCAGCGCGGCUACUUCGACGAGGAGAUGAACCGCGUGCUGGCCGACCCGAGCGACGACACCAAGGGCUUCUUCGACCCCAACACGCACGAGAACCUCACCUACGUGCAGCUGCUGCGCCGCUGCGUGCUCGACCCCGACACGGGGCUCUACAUGCUGCAGCUGGCCGGCGGGGGCUCCGCCGUGCACCAGCUGAGCGAGGAGCUGCGCGGCGCCCUGCGUGACGCCCGCGUGGCGCCGGGCCCGGGCGUCGCCCAGGGCCAGAGCGUCUCGGUCUGGGAGCUCCUCUUCUACCGGGAGGUGCCCGAGGGCGAGCGGCAGGACCUGCUGCGCAGGUACCGGGCGGGCUCGCUGACCGCGCACGAGGUGGGCGCCGCCCUCACCGCGCUGCUGGCCCGUCGCGACCCCGCGAGCCCGGGCGCGCGCCCCCCGGACCCCCGAGGGGCCCUGCGUGCCGCCACCAUGGAGGUCAAGCUGGGCCGCCUGCGGGGGCCGGCGGUGCCCGUGUGGGACGUGCUGGCGUCCAGCUACGUGAGCGGCGCCACGCGGGAGCAGCUGCUGGCCGGGUUCGGCUCGGGGACGCUGGGCUUGGCCGCGCUGACCCGCAGGCUGACCACCAUCAUCGAGGAGGUGGAGGCGGCCGGCGGGCCCGAGCGCGCCCCGGGCGACGCCGCCGGCGUCCAGCAGGAGCCGCGGCCGGCCGGGCCCGGCGGCGACGGCGGCAGGGGCGCGGGACCCUCCCCCGGCGAGGCCGCCACCGAGCCCGCCGGCGGCCCCCAGGAGCAGGCCCUGCGUGCCGCCACCAUGGAGGUGCAGGCCGGGCCGCUGCGCGGGCAGCGGCCCUCCGUGUGGGACGUCCUCUUCUCCUCCUACCUGAGCCGGGCCCGGCGGGACGAGCUCCUGGCCCAGCACGCGGCCGGCGCCCUGGCGCUGCCGGGCCUGGUGGCCGUCCUCACCCGGGCGGUGGAGGAGGCGGAGGAGCGGCUGAGCAAGGUGACCUUCCGCGGCCUGCGGCGCCAGGUGUCGGCCUCCGAGCUGCGCUCGUCCGGGAUCCUGGGCCCCGAGACCCUGCGCGACCUGGCCCAGGGCACCAAGACCCCGCAGGAGGUGACCGAGAUGGACUCGGUCAAGCGCUACCUGCGCGGCACGAGCUGCAUCGCGGGCGUGCUGGUGCCCGCCAAGGACGAGCCCGGGCGGCAGGAGAAGAUGAGCGUCUACCAGGCCAUGUGGAAGGGCGUCCUGCGGCCCGGCACGGCCCUGGUGCUGCUCGAGGCGCAGGCGGCCACGGGCUUCCUCAUCGACCCCGUGCGCAACCAGAGGCUCACCGUGGAGGAGGCGGUGGCCGCGGGCCUGGUGGGCGGCGAGAUCCAGGACAAGCUGCUGUCGGCCGAGCGCGCCGUCACCGGCUACACCGACCCCUACACCGGCGAGCAGAUCUCGCUCUUCCAGGCCAUGCAGAAGGAGCUCAUCGUGCGCGACCACGGCAUCCGCCUGCUGGAGGCCCAGGUCGCCACGGGCGGCAUCAUCGACCCGGUGCACAGCCACCGGCUGCCCGUGGACGUGGCCUACCAGCGCGGCUACUUCGACGAGGAGAUGAACCGCGUGCUGGCCGACCCGAGCGACGACACCAAGGGCUUCUUCGACCCCAACACGCACGAGAACCUCACCUACGUGCAGCUGCUGCGCCGCUGCGUGCUCGACCCCGACACGGGGCUCUACAUGCUGCAGCUGGCCGGCGGGGGCUCCGCCGUGCACCAGCUGAGCGAGGAGCUGCGCGGCGCCCUGCGUGACGCCCGCGUGGCGCCGGGCCCGGGCGUCGCCCAGGGCCAGAGCGUCUCGGUCUGGGAGCUCCUCUUCUACCGGGAGGUGCCCGAGGGCGAGCGGCAGGACCUGCUGUGCAGGUACCGGGCGGGCUCGCUGACCGCGCACGAGGUGGGCGCCGCCCUCACCGCGCUGCUGGCCCGUCGCGACCCCGCGAGCCCGGGCGCGCGCCCCCCGGACCCCCGAGGGGCCCUGCGUGCCGCCACCAUGGAGGUCAAGCUGGGCCGCCUGCGGGGGCCGGCGGUGCCCGUGUGGGACGUGCUGGCGUCCAGCUACGUGAGCGGCGCCACGCGGGAGCAGCUGCUGGCCGGGUUCGGCUCGGGGACGCUGGGCUUGGCCGCGCUGACCCGCAGGCUGACCACCAUCAUCGAGGAGGUGGAGGCGGCCGGCGGGCCCGAGCGCGCCCCGGGCGACGCCGCCGGCGUCCAGCAGGAGCCGCGGCCGGCCGGGCCCGGCGGCGACGGCGGCAGGGGCGCGGGACCCUCCCCCGGCGAGGCCGCCACCGAGCCCGCCGGCGGCCCCCAGGAGCAGGCCCUGCGUGCCGCCACCAUGGAGGUGCAGGCCGGGCCGCUGCGCGGGCAGCGGCCCUCCGUGUGGGACGUCCUCUUCUCCUCCUACCUGAGCCGGGCCCGGCGGGACGAGCUCCUGGCCCAGCACGCGGCCGGCGCCCUGGCGCUGCCGGGCCUGGUGGCCGUCCUCACCCGGGCGGUGGAGGAGGCGGAGGAGCGGCUGAGCAAGGUGACCUUCCGCGGCCUGCGGCGCCAGGUGUCGGCCUCCGAGCUGCGCUCGUCCGGGAUCCUGGGCCCCGAGACCCUGCGCGACCUGGCCCAGGGCACCAAGACCCCGCAGGAGGUGACCGAGAUGGACUCGGUCAAGCGCUACCUGCGCGGCACGAGCUGCAUCGCGGGCGUGCUGGUGCCCGCCAAGGACGAGCCCGGGCGGCAGGAGAAGAUGAGCGUCUACCAGGCCAUGUGGAAGGGCGUCCUGCGGCCCGGCACGGCCCUGGUGCUGCUCGAGGCGCAGGCGGCCACGGGCUUCCUCAUCGACCCCGUGCGCAACCAGAGGCUCACCGUGGAGGAGGCGGUGGCCGCGGGCCUGGUGGGCGGCGAGAUCCAGGACAAGCUGCUGUCGGCCGAGCGCGCCGUCACCGGCUACACCGACCCCUACACCGGCGAGCAGAUCUCGCUCUUCCAGGCCAUGCAGAAGGAGCUCAUCGUGCGCGACCACGGCAUCCGCCUGCUGGAGGCCCAGGUCGCCACGGGCGGCAUCAUCGACCCGGUGCACAGCCACCGGCUGCCCGUGGACGUGGCCUACCAGCGCGGCUACUUCGACGAGGAGAUGAACCGCGUGCUGGCCGACCCGAGCGACGACACCAAGGGCUUCUUCGACCCCAACACGCACGAGAACCUCACCUACGUGCAGCUUCUCCAGAGAGCUAUUCUGGACUCAGAGACUGGUCUGUUAUUUCUUUCCCUGGAGUAGAUUCACCCUUUUUGUGAAUUGUGUGGAUAUCCGUUUAAAUGUUUUAUGGUAUUUCUUCCAUCUUGAGAAAUUCUGAUUUUUUAUGUUGUUGUUCUCUCUGCCUUGUAUUUUACACAUGUGGUGAUAAUACGUUUUCAUUUCCCUUCCAGUUUCUGCACCUUCCCAGUUUUGUGGAAACAGAAUUAUAUGUUUCUUUUCAUUAUUUGUGUUUAUGUCUCCUGGAAUCAUUUUAUUUUUUAGUGCUUUUGUAUAUCAGCCGUGGAAUUUUGUUACCUUUUCUAUAAACAUGUUGCACUGGGCAGCUGCGUGGCUCAGUGGUUUAGCGCCCCCUUUGGCCCAUGGUGUGAUCCUAGAGUCCCGGGAUCGAGUCCCCUGUUGGGUUCCCUACAGGGAGCCUGCUUCUCUCUCCUUUCUUGUGUGUCUUACACUAUCUCUCUGUGUCUCAUGAAUAAAUUAAUAAAAUCUUUAAAAGCAAAACAUGUUGCGUUUAAAUUUAAGAUGCCUUUCUCUUGUUUUCUUCUUUUUUUUUUUUAUUGGCAAUAUGACAAUGAAGUGUAUACAAUCACGUUUUAUAUUCCUUUUUUCAUUAAAUGUUUUUGCUUCCACUUAA
Messenger RNA from Canis lupus familiaris (dog), 15855 nucleotides. It is a transcript of the gene EPPK1, whose product is annotated as epiplakin 1. The transcript has 4 exons. Gene Ontology annotation, molecular function: structural molecule activity; keratin filament binding. Gene Ontology annotation, cellular component: membrane; cytoskeleton; keratin filament. The record is from RefSeq and is a predicted model, not a curated record. Bases 111 to 15245 code for a protein of 5044 amino acids. Gene Ontology annotation, biological process: intermediate filament bundle assembly; wound healing. NCBI's taxonomy places the organism in Eukaryota, Metazoa, Chordata, Mammalia, Carnivora, Canidae.